This is a messenger RNA of Stegodyphus dumicola, 1480 nucleotides long. RefSeq lists its product as uncharacterized. NCBI's taxonomy places the organism in Eukaryota, Metazoa, Arthropoda, Arachnida, Araneae, Eresidae. The record is from RefSeq and is a predicted model, not a curated record.
AUGGCUGUGUUAUCUACGGAUAAGCAACCUUCUGUGCUCCUAAAUUGGAUCCUCCACCAUCAAGCCUACGGAUUUGCUGUGGAGCCUUCAGAACAUCUCCAGUCCAAGUUUAUAUGUUCAUCUGUUUUGAACCAUUGGAUUCACAGCGAGCAGUUGUCCAUUGAUCAAAUUAAUGUCACAGGCCAACAUUACUGUCCGACUUAUACAUCUGAUCAGUACUGGCGUCUUUACCAUGCCCGUCCUUCUUGUAUUCCACCUUUUGAUCUUCGCAUUCACUCUCUGAUUGAAGAAUUUAACCUAAAUGAUCUGCAUCCCAAAAGCUUUGAACUUUUCGGUAUUGCUCCCUGGCAAGGAAGCAUUUUUCAGUCAUUUCUGCCUGGACAUUUUGAAGACAAAAGAAAUCUACAUCCUGAUCCAGAGCUGCAUCUUGACGGCUCUUUGAUCCGCGUUGAGCCAGAAGCAAAAAUCUUAGGAGUUAUCUUUGACAGAAAACUCACUUUCUUUCCGCAUAUCCUAAAUCUAAAGAAAAAAUGUGCUAAAGCUCUCAACAUACUGAAAGUCCUGGCCAAUACUUCAUGGGGAGCAGAACGUUGUUCUAUGCUCCGCAUUUAUAGAGCCUUAAUCCGUUCCAAACUUGACUAUGGCUGUGUUAUCUACGGAUCAGCAAGACCUUCUGUGCUCCUGAAAUUGGAUCCAGUCCACCAUCAAGCACUACGGAUUUGCUGUGGAGCCUUCAGAACAUCUCCAGUCCAAAGUUUAUAUGUCAUCUGUUUUGAACCAUCUUUGGAUUUCAGACGCAAGCAGUUGUCCAUUGAUCAAAUUAAUGUCACAGGCCGAACAUACUGUCCGACUUAUGACAUCUGAUCAGUACUGGCGUCUUUACCAUGCCCGUCCUUCAUGUAUCUCACCUUCUGAUCUUCGCAUUCACUCACUGAUUGAAGAAUUCAACCUAAAUGAUCUACAUCCCAAAAGCUUUGACCUUUUCGGUAUUUCUUCCUGGCAAGAAGUGAACAUUCACCUACUUAACAUUUUUGGAGAACUAAAGAAGAUCAGUACCAAUGAUAUCCAAUACCAACAAAUUUUCCUAGAGCAUAGAAGCAGUUAUUCUAACUACAAAGCAAUUUUUACUGAUGGCUCAAAGAAUCAUGAUUACGUCGGGGCAGCUUUUGUUUGUGAUAAUGAAAUAAAGAGUAGUAAACUUCAUAAGGCUGCAUCUGUCUUUACUUCGGAAACUUUUGCCAUUUUGAAUUCCUUAAUCUUUAUCUCUAGACAGAAUCGCAGAAAGUUCAUCAUCUACUCUGACUCUCUGAGUGCUCUUGAAUCAAUAAAUACAAAUACUGGCCACCCUUUGGUCUUAGAAAUUUUAAAGGCACACCUCCGUUUGAGAAACGCAGGUUAUUAUAUUGCGUAUUGCUGGGUGCCUGGACACGCUGCCAUCAAAGGCAAUGAACUCGCCGAUAUUGCAGCAAAAUCUUUUGAU